Messenger RNA from Photinus pyralis (common eastern firefly), 1000 nucleotides. RefSeq names its product von Hippel-Lindau tumor suppressor homolog. Bases 154 to 666 code for a protein of 170 amino acids. The record is from RefSeq and is a predicted model, not a curated record. NCBI's taxonomy places the organism in Eukaryota, Metazoa, Arthropoda, Insecta, Coleoptera, Lampyridae. The transcript is spliced from 2 exons.
AAUUUUUAGCUAACUUCAAGCUGUUGUGUUGGAGGCUAGGUUAUGUAUUUGUGUUGAUAAUUUUAAUUAAAAACCGUUCUAAUUUAAUCUAUUCUUAGAGAAAUAGUCUAAGAACCUAUCCUUAGAGAAAGAUUUAUCGUAUUAUUGUCCAACAUGGACGACGGAGAAAGGUCGGCAGAUGAUCAGGGAAACCUUGUACGAUCUGUUGAUUCACACCAUCCAUCCUACAUUCGUGUGACCAAUUUGUGUCCUGAAGCUGUGGAUCUAAUAUGGAUAGAUUAUCAAGGACGUCAUGUCAAGUACACCAAAUUAUCAAACAGGGCUUUCGUUGAUGUGAAUACUUUCGAAACUCAUCCAUGGAUUGCAGUGCACUCCGACAAAAAGGAUAAAGUGCUUAUGAACAAUAAAUUCAUAUACAUGCCAACUCGUUCGAGACCUGUUCCUAAUUUGCCAGCAGAUGCUCCAUUGCAAUUCCUUAGGGUAUCUGUGUCAAUUACUCUUCCUGUGUACAGUUUACGUUACAGAGCGUUAUUAGAAAUAAGAUCGUAUUUAACAACUGUAUCUGAUGUAGAUACAUUAGAUCUUCCAGCAGAAUUGCGAAACGCAUUAAAAGUUACAAUUCUGGAUCGGAUUUCCCUUACACAAAAUCUCUUACAAAGAAUUUGAAAUAAAUUGUGAUAGGUAUCUUGAUUCAUGAGAUGCACCAUAGAUCAUAACAUAUAAUAACCAAACGUAAACAUACACUUGUAAGCGAAAUUGAAGUGCUCAUAUAAUGUUGAUAAAUAAUCAUCGGAGAACUUCAAAUAAUGUACAGUUUAAGUCAUUAUUGCUUGGUAUGCUUGUUUGUUAACAUGCUCUUGUUCUGUUCUAUUAACCCAUAGGAAUGAUCUCUGUUGAUUCAAUCUUGUGUUCAAGUAAUUAGUAAAACGAUACAAUAUUAGAUACCAAAUAUGUAUAUAAAAGUGUUUAUAUUUUUAUAAUUAAAGUUUAUCAUCUAUUA